AUGAGCCCACCCGAAUAUAACUCGAUAUCACCACCCCUAGGAAUAAGUUUACAUGAUGGGAGCGUUCUACAAAGUCAAGAUUCUAUAGAAUCCAAUAAUUCUAGUGGUUCAGGUAAAGUAUCAAAGAAUGAUAGUGAACAACCUAAGAAAAAGAGGAAAAGUACAGUUAGAGCUUGUGAUGCUUGUGCUAUACGGAAAGUCAAAUGUGAAGUUCAAAGACCUUGUCAUCAUUGUGUUGCAAAUAAUUUAAAUUGUACUCAAUUAAGACAACGUAAGAAAUCAGGACCGAAGAAUUUACAUCAAAAGACAUUGGAUUCAAUCAAUAGUUUAUCAGAAAGACAAAAAUUAGUCGAAGUCAAUAAGAAAUUUGAUAACAAUUAUGAGAAUCCCGAAACUAUAAUAGCAUCAAAUCAUUUUAAUCAUCCUAUUGAAAUGGUACCGCCAUCCCUAACAACAUCCCUAAUCAAUAAGAAUAUUGUGAAAGAUAAUAAACUAGAUCGUACCACAUUGGUGGAAAUUUUAAAUUUAGUUAAUGAACCUAUAAUGAACACCAUUUUAAAAGAAUAUACCAUUAAAUCAUUGAUUGAUAAUACUUAUAAAUUGGUGGAAUUUGUCAAUAAAGAUAUAAAAACAUUGAAUAACUUCAACAAUAAAGAUCCUAAUUACUUAUCAAAGGUAUUGUUAGUUUUAUCGUUCAAUUUAUUGAUUAUCGAGAAUUUGAUCAAAUUGAUCCAACUAAACAUGACAUUGAAUUAUUCUUUCAAGAUUCAUAAUAUUGAAUAUUAUAAGGAUUUGAAGAAUAUCAUUCUUGUCAAAUUAAUCGAAUUAUUUUCCAUCAUUGAUAAAUUACUUUUAUUCCCCAUGAUGAAAUAUAAUAACUUCCAGAUCUUCUAUAAUCAGUCUGUUAGUUGUAUAAAUUUAUUCGGAUACUUUGACCUUAUAACGAGAUUCAAUAAUAAUAAUCAUAAUGAUAAUAAGGAAGAAAUCGAUUCUGAGGAUCAUAACGAAUUAUAUUCAAACUAUUGUAAAGUCACAUAUUUAAGAAAAGCUGUGAGUUAUUAUAAUUUUGUAGAUUUAAAGAAUGAAUUCAUUAUCAAUAAGAAUGAUUUGACUAAUUUCCAAUUGAAUGAAUUAUUUGAAAAGUUAUUUGUACUUGAAAGAUUCAAUUACUUCAUUAAUCCUGAAAUCAUAAUAUCUGUUAAUUUGUUGGAUAUGACAUUUAAUUUGAAUUCUCCAAAUGCUAUUUUCAAAUGUUUCAAAUUACUUAAUAAUGACCGGUUGAUCUUCAAUAACUUGAAAUCAUUCAAUAUAUUGAAAAAUUUGAAUAAGUUCUUCAAAAUCAACCAUUAUCCUGAUUUACACAAUUUAAUGACAAAGAGUUACUUGAACGCAAAGAUAAAUUUGAUAAAUUAUACCAAAGAUAGUAAUUUCCAUUCAAUCUUGAUACAAAUAGUGAUCUUCAAAACCUUAAUGAUUUAUUCCAAUAACUUAGAAUUAACCUUCAUUGAACAAGAAUUAAUUGAAAUAGUUAGAAAUUUAAAUUCAUUGAUUAGUUUCAGUGAUUUGGUUUUCUUGAAAUUUUCAAAUUUGAAGCUUUUACCACAAUUAUUACAGAUCUUAAAGAUAAAUAUUGAUUUUGAAAAUAAUUUGAAUUACCUUGAAGAUUUAGUAUUGUACACUAAGAAAUUGUUUAAAUUCUUUAAAACAACAAAGAACAUCAGUCAAAUCAUUAGUUCUAAUAUUGUGGUUUAUGAUUGGUUCCAAGAAAUGAAAAAUUUGGAAAAAGUUGAUAUUUAUCAUCCCAAACCUGUUAAGAAUAUUUCAAAACAUGAUGGUAUUGGAUUUACAAGUAAAUCCGUACCCGUUUACCAGAACAAUCCAAAUGUUCCAAAUAAUUUAUCCAAUCCAAACUUAUCACAAAAUCUUCCUAAUUCAUCAAACUUAUCGAAUUCUGAUCCAACAUUAGAAACUUCAUCUUUCCCUCAAGCUAUUAGUCAACAAUCACCUCAACAAUUACAACAAUUACAAUUCCAAUUGAAUAAGCUACAACAAUCACAAAUCAAUCUCCAACAUAUCAGUAGUAAUUCGACUUAUGAAUCAUCUAAAGAUAAAUCUGAAAUCAAUGAUUUAUUACAAGAUUUUGGCAAUUCCAAAUUGAGUUCAAAUUCUUCAACUAAUCCUAAUUCAAUUGUAGUAACAACUAAUCCUUCACCUGAACCAGUUUCACCAAAACCAAAAGAGACUAAAUUAUCCGAUUUAACCAAUUCAAAUUCCACUAGUUAUUCAACAAUUAUUCAAGGUGGAGGUCCUGCACCUCCUAUUAUAACCCCAGCAACAGCUAUAAACAAGAAAGAUGAAAGUGAAAUCAAUUUAAAUGUUAGUGAGAGUACCAAAAAUCUAUAUAAUUUGUUUACUCAAAUUAAUGAUGAUGUUGGAACAGGAUCAAGUAAUAGUUUAACCAACUUAUUCCAAUUCAAUUCCAAUUUACAAACCAAUUCAUCAAUGAAUCUACCUAAAUUAUCAUCAUUAUCAAAUUUCAAAUCUUCAAAUAAUUUGAAUUUAAUCAAUUCAUCAUCCACGUUGAAUCUUUUCUUGAAUCGUAAUUCCGAACAAACUGAAGAAGUUGAGGAUGGUGAUAAAGUGAAAAAUGAACUUAAAAAUCAAUUCUUAUUAUAG
Messenger RNA from Yamadazyma jaroonii, 2676 nucleotides. The record is from the annotation of a GenBank genome assembly. Lineage: Eukaryota; Fungi; Ascomycota; Pichiomycetes; Serinales; Debaryomycetaceae.